CUUGACUGUUACAUCCUUAUUGAAACCACCCGCACCACUUCACUGACACAAAUUCUUAGAGCUACCAUGGAAGACAGUGACUAUUUUAUUGACUUUAAUGAUAGCGACUGUUGGUCUAAAAACUGCUCCGAUUUGGUGAAUCUCCUUGAAAAUGAGGUCCCUGUCAUGGGUCCACGCCACUGGUUCGCUCUGAUCUGCUACAGCAUCGUCUUCCUGCUGGGUGUCCCGGGCAACGGCCUGGUGGUGUGGGUGACGGCAUUCAGAAUGCCAAACUCGGUCAACGCACAGUGGUUUUUAAACCUGGCCAUCGCCGAUCUGUUGUGUUGCUUAUCUCUGCCUCUGCUGAUGGUACCGCUCACACAAGACCAACACUGGCCCUUUGGUCCUCUGGCGUGCAAAAUACUACACGGUCUGUUCUCCAUGAUGAUGUACUGCAGCGUUCUGCUCUUGGUUGCGAUCAGCUUGGAUCGCUUUCUUUUGGUGACCAAACCCGUAUGGUGCCAGAACCGGAGAAAUCCAAGGAUAGCCCGCUGCGUCUGUUUUGCCAUUUGGGUGCUGGCUCUCUUGGGUAGCUCUCCACAGUUUGCUCAUAUGGAGGAAAUUGUAAAAAUUGAUGGUAAAAAAUUGUGUGUUAGUGUGCAUCAUAGCAAAGUUGGGGCCUGGGCUGUGACUGUGUCGCGUAGUUUCCUGUCCUUUGUGUUACCUUUCAUGAUCAUCUGUGUCAGCCACUGGAAGGUUUACACGACCACAAGCUACAGACGGGGCCAACGUGGCAAUGACAAGUCGGCUCGGACACUGCGUGUCAUCCUUACUUUGGUGUUUAGCUUCUUUCUGUGCUGGAUGCCUCUCCACAUCGUGGAUCUUCUUCAAUUGAUAAUAUACAAAAAAUCAAAUCAGUUACAAGCCAACUUGCUUUUAGGCCACGUGCUAGCACUUUGCUUGGCUUACAUUAACAGCUGCAUGAAUCCUCUGCUCUACGUUUGUCUUGGCCGUGGUUUCAAGGAAAAUCUGAUAAGCUCUCUGCGUAGCGUGCUCCACUUUGCGUCCGAGGCACCGCCGACUCGAAUUAGCAUGACUGCAAUCAGUAAAACCACCACCACAGAUGGACAAACUUGCAGUGAGAAGCCCCUGUGAACCCUUGUAUGGACAAAUGGAUCUAGAGUAAUGCCCCUGAAGUUCCCGAAGUCAAUGGUCCAUAUGACAACCUGGUCUCCAUCUUUGUUUAAUGGGCCUCAAUGAAGCAUAAAAGUUGGGUUGCGUUGGGAUAAUCAUGUGUCAGUACAGCAACAACAUUGUUAAUGUUUACGUAAUGCACUGUGCUGGGAAGCUUGGCCAUGAGUUACCAAGAAGCAACCAUUCUUUCACCAUCAGCAUUUUUUCUCUGUCAGUGCAACACAAGGCAUUUAAAUAUAACAUGUCUCCAUAGCCACUGGAAACAUACAGAAACAUUAUUAUUAUAAUAGCACUGUGUAUUAUACUCCGUUUUUUUGUUCAUAGAUCAGAAACAUGAAAUAAACAAAGGUUUGCUGUUCUGUU
Messenger RNA from Triplophysa dalaica, 1536 nucleotides. RefSeq names its product complement C5a receptor 1 (gene c5ar1). Gene Ontology annotation, molecular function: complement receptor activity; G protein-coupled receptor activity. The coding region runs from base 67 to 1134 and encodes 355 amino acids. The record is from RefSeq and is a predicted model, not a curated record. Gene Ontology annotation, cellular component: plasma membrane. NCBI's taxonomy places the organism in Eukaryota, Metazoa, Chordata, Actinopteri, Cypriniformes, Nemacheilidae. Gene Ontology annotation, biological process: positive regulation of cytosolic calcium ion concentration; complement receptor mediated signaling pathway; phospholipase C-activating G protein-coupled receptor signaling pathway. The transcript is spliced from 2 exons.